This is a messenger RNA of Plectropomus leopardus (leopard coralgrouper), 3534 nucleotides long. RefSeq names its product ER membrane protein complex subunit 9 (gene emc9). Gene Ontology annotation, cellular component: EMC complex. The record is from RefSeq and is a predicted model, not a curated record. Lineage: Eukaryota; Metazoa; Chordata; Actinopteri; Perciformes; Serranidae.
CUCUUUUGAUUUAGCUGCGAAGAGAAGCGGGGGGACACUACGGCUCCGUUAAAACAUUAAAAACGGGUAAAACCCGAAAUAAAGCGAUAUACUUGUAAAUCGGAAAGCACGCGGUUGAUUCGCGUUGGCUGCUGUUAAAAUAUAUCGUGUAUAUUUUAAGUGAGCAUCAUGGGCGAGGUGGAGCUGUCCUGUCGGGCUUAUGUGAAGAUGUACCUGCACGCCUGUCUCUUUCCGCGCUGCAGCAUCAACGGGCUGCUGCUGUCGUCCAGCUCUGCAGGCGGUGCUGUGUGUGUCACAGACUGCGUCCCCCUGCUGCACUCCCACCUGCCCCUGGCUCCCAUCACUCAGCUGGCGCUCACACAGGUGGACGUGUGGUGCUCGCAGACGCAGCAGAGGAUAGUGGGAUAUUAUCAAGCUAACGCCUGCGUAUCAGAUAGCAGCCCGACACCGUGUGCACUGAAGAUAGCUGAUAAGAUUUCGGAGCAGUUUGACAAUGCAGUUUUGUUAAUGCUCGACGGCAGUAAAAUGUCUCCAGACUACCGGGUUCCUCCCAUCGUGAUGUACGAGCGUAAAGACUCAAGAUGGACACUCAAAGACAAACACACGAUAAUGCUGCGACAGUGGGAGGAGACUCGGGCGAUAGCCAGUCAGAUGCUGGAGUCGGGAGAUCAAGCGCUAUUGGUGGAUUUUGACAGCCACUUGGACGACAUCACAAAGGACUGGACCAAUCAGAAACUGAACACCAAGAUAGCCGAACUCGCCUCGCCGGCCAACGGGAACAUCUAGUCGGAGAAGUAGCACCAGUUUGUACCAGAGCUCAGAUUUAUUUAUGUCUUCACCCGACGUCACGUGACUUUUUUACCCCGACACGAACACACAGAGAGUUUAGUUUAUUUCUAACCCAUUUAUUCAACUGGACACAAUAACAUGCAUAAAUAACAAUAUUUACAGCUUCAGAUCUCCACAGUGGUCCACCCCCCCUCAGAGUGUGCCUUGUGGUCCAGCCCAACACGCUGCUGAUUUAAAGGAAAAAUUCACCUUAAAAACCUUUUUUUUAACAUUAUUAUAUUGCACCUGUGGUACUUUUGGUCCUGUUUUGCCUUUUUUGUUGCUUUUUUUUAUUCUUCUGUACAUUAUAAGCAUUAUAAGUGGACGAAAUAGCAGAAACAUCUUACUGCGCAAAAGUCCUUCAGUAAAAGCUGAUUUGUUGAAGCUCAAAAUUGACAAAUACAAUAAAGGUGGUGGUAUAUGUAUUGUUAAACAUAUGUUGUCUUUAAAUUGGUCAAUUUUUUUAAUGUGCUAACUAAAUGCAUGAUCUGAACUAAGUGAUGAAAACACUACUGCAGUUUUUUUCCUCUUUUCAGCGUCAUGCUAGAUACCAGAAAAGCUUCAAUGCACAAAAUAAUCGGUUAACACUAAACUUUACCGAGCAUUUUUAUGCAGCAUAGAAACAUUUAAAUGGUUUAUAGCACUAUAAUGUGGCUGUGAGCAGAUAUAAGGGCAUUUUUAAGUGUUUAUUCAUGUAUUUUUCUCAACAAUUUAAACUCCUGAGGGUCUUUAAGUACUUACAUUUUUCACUCGUAACUUGAACGUAAAAAAACUUAAAAAUUAGACGUUUUUAACUAGAAUUACUUAAAUAAAAUUGUGAGAACAGAAUAAUUAAUUGUUUUAUGAAAAGUAUUAGAAACAAUUUUAUCUCCUUCUGUGGGGACCCAAAAAUCUGUGGCUGAUGUAAUAACGAAUAAUGACAAAGUGUAGAAAAAGACAAUUUAUCAGGGUUCAUUUGAGGUGCUUGAAGUGCUUCAAUUUGGCAUUCAGAACUUAAAGUGCUUAAAAGUACAACAGAAUAAUGAAAAUUUUAUAGAAAAAUAUUAGAAAAUGUUUCACUGGAAAGCUCAGAAUUGCCGUGCUUGAAAUUAUUUUCUAAAACCAUACGAGCGGCAUGAGCUUCCUGCACCGAAACAUCAUCAUCAUCAGUUAUUUUUCCUGCUCCUGAAUAAUGAGAUUGAAAAACAAUUUCCUCCUUGAAAGUCAUUGAAUUUGUCUGUUAGCAAAAACUCUGAUAUAGGUAAUAUUAUAAAACGUAUACUUUCUGAUAAAUAUUUUACAUUAAUUAACACUUAAAAUGUCCUUCAUAUCUGCAUACAGCUGCAUUAUAGUGUUAUAAGUAGCUUUUAAAUGCUCAUUAAUGCUGUAUAGGGGGUUAAAAUCACAACUCUUGAAUUUGGAGCCUUUAGAAAAUUGCAUAAAUUGCUGGUGCAUCUGCGGCUACAAAAAUUGUAAUUUUAGGAGAGGAAAAGUCUCCUAAAUCAGAUAACCUUUUUGCUUAAAAAUGUAAACUGCAUCAGAAAACAGAAACAGUGCAGACAUAAUCACACAGACAGCUAGCACCUUUAAAACAAAGAACGAGUCGUUUGAACGUUUCUGAACGUCACUGAUCACAAAAAACCAAAAACAUCGUGAGCUUCAGCAGACUGAAUUUACUGCAACACUUUUGUCCUGAAAUGUUCCUCGUAGUUUUACACGACAGUCCAACAUUUUUAAAAUGACUAAUGAAUUUGUCCUAACUCUCGAGAAAGUAAUCCAAAAUUGCAAUUUAUCUCAAGUUUGAGAUAAACUGGAAAAACGUGUAAAUUUGAUAACAUUGAUAACACAAAAUAAAAGUGCACUGAACGUUCCCGAACCAAUGAUUUCUAACAGUCUAAAAGGGUUAACGUUUGAUUUUUCCUUUAAAAGUCCUCGUUUAUAGUUUUUUGUAAAUAUUUCAGUGUUUGUACUGAACAUCGACAUGAAAAAGAACAAACUUUAGAGUCUGACUAACAGUUAUAACAUUUAAAUAAAAUAUUUCAAGUUACAUAUUUUUUUCACUACUAGCUUUAACUACUUUUAUUAUUGUGUUUCCCUUUUGAGAUUACUGUAAUAUUAAUAUAUAUGUAGUAAAAAUACAGUUGCCAUCAGAUGCUAAGGGGUAACACGUGCAGUUAACAUCAUAUUUUUAAGGAUAAAGCCGAUCAGAGCUGCUACUAAUGAUUAUUAUUUAGAAUAAAUCGUUGAGUUUAAGAAAUGCUGAAAAAUAGUAAGAAAAAACAGAAUAUUAAUUGAAGAUGGGAUGACAUUUUUUGUCCACUAACUGUCUAAAAUGUCAAGAUAUUAGAUUUAUAGUCAUAUAUGACAAUACAAAAUGCAGAUUGUCACAUUUGAGAAGUAUGAGACGAUAAUGUUGAAAUUAUUAUUAUUAUUAUUUUCAGAAAAAGUUGUUAAUGAAUUCUGUCUAGUUGCUGCAGCUCUGCAGGCGACUUCACAGUGUUGGCUUACAUGUAGUGUUUCCAGUUCACCAACUUAUCUCUACGAAGGAUGUGAAGAGCUGAAAGUCCAUCCAAAAAAUUUUCAAUCUCAGGGGAAAAAAAUGCAUUUUAUGCAGCCAAAAAAGUGCUUUCUGUCAUCUUUCGUACUUUCUGUCAUGGCUGAGCGAUACAGAAAAAGAAAGCAGAAUUGCCUCACAAAGUAGAGGCUUUUAAUGUGAUCUCUGUAAAU